UGACGUGUAACGUUGUUUCGUUCGUCGUUUUAAUUUUAUAGCUUGAGUUUGUGAGCGUGUAGAAACUAUAUUUCUCUGUGUGCCCGCGUACCGCUGUGUGUGUCUUCAUUACUGUUGCCUUUGCCUUAUUUGCUUCCAAACGGGAAAUAGAUCCACAAAUAGGCGCAUCAAUUAUUGAAAAUUUUUAUGUUCAUAAGUCAUAUUCGGUUGGAAAGUGCGUGAAUUAGCUUGGUGCCGAAUUGUUCGAUUCUAAGUCAGAUAGUGCUGAGGAGGUGUUUCGUGAGUUAGUGCUUUUAUGGUGCGGUGACCUUAAAACAGCGUAUGAUGUAAGCGAAACUCGCAUACAUACUUCUGAGAAUUAUUAUUGAAAGCUGAAAAAACGAAUUCGAGGAAGCUUUGCAGUGUAGUGUCUCAUUCGGAUAAAGAGGUUCUUUAUUGGCAUACUCCUGUUGCAGGAAUAAAGUGGAAGUGCCGCGCAGUUUAAAACAUCAAAGGAUAUACAUACUGCUGACUGCUUUAAACUUGGGAAGCGAUGAUACACGUAGGGGAUAAUACAUGGAACCUGCGGGUGUACAUUACGGACCUGCAGGUCGAGAAAACUCUACGUGUGCGAGGUGACCUGCACAUUGGUGGCGUAAUGCUGAGGCUAGUCGAUCCAGAAAACCCGAAAGAUUGGUCCGACCACGCACUCUGGUGGCCGGCGAGGAACAUGUGGCUGACCAGAACGAAAUCCACACUCGAUCAGGUGGGACUGCACGCGGACGCCCUGCUGCAUUUCACGCCCAUGCACAAAACACUCCGAGUACAGAUGCCAGAUUUGCGAUACCUAGACUGUCGAGUUGAUUUCUCCAUCAAGACGUUCGGUGCAGUGGUGGCAUUAUGCAAAGAUCUCGGCAUUCGGCAUCCGGAGGAGCUGUCGCUGUGUAAACCGUUGGAACCGGCUCAUUUGAAGAAAAAUUACGCCGAAUGGCCAAAGAAGAAAAUUCCGAUCGAGCAGAAUGGCAACGGACGUGAGUUUGUUCACCCGGCCCCUGAUACGAACACGUUUAUACCGGCCACUGCGGCCAACUUUCACGGCAGCAAUGGAAGCCUAGAUGGCCCAACAAACGGUGGUCCGUUUUCCUGCGCACCGGUGCAGCAUCCACACUACACAUCGAACAGACCCACGCUGCAAAGCACUCCGAUCAGUUCUCCCACGGGGACUCUGAGGCACAAUUACACUAACGGACACACUUCAUUCAAUGAAUCAUCCUCCAGUUUGGGUGACGCGAUCGAUAAUCUAGCCUACAGUCCAUGUGCGCCUAGCCCGGAAGCACGAUCGCGAUUGGUGAAGCCAAAAACACUAAUCGAGCGGGCCCGCAUGAACGUUGGUUGGCUAGACUCGUCGCUCUCAAUCAUGGAGCAGGGAAUUCGCGAGUUUGACACACUUUGCCUGCGCUUCAAGUAUUACAUCUUCUUCGAUCUGAACCCCAAGUAUGACCAGGUGCGCAUUAACCAGCUGUACGAGCAAGCCAAGUGGCAGUUGCUGAACGAGGAAAUUGAGUGUACCGAAGAGGAGAUGCUGAUGUUCGGGGCGCUGCAAUUUCAGGUGAAUCUGCAGAAUGAGGUGCCCCAGCCGGACUCGGGUAUCGACACAUCCAGCCUGGACAACGGAGCGGACGACGACGUGGAUGCCGCCUUGCGCGAGCUGCAGAUAACGCUGGAAGGACCAAACAACGGACAUAAUGCGGGCGAUAUCACACACAUACCGGAGCUGACGGAUUAUUUGCGGUUUUUCAAGCCAAAAAAAUUCACACUGAAAGGAUACAAACGUUACUGGUUUACCUACAAGGAUUUGCAUUUACAUCUCUAUAAGAGCCGGGACGAUGCCCGUUCUAACAAUUCACCGCAGGUCACAAUCAAUCUUCGCGGAUGUGAGGUGACACCGGAAGUAAACUUAUCGCAAAACAAAUUUAAUAUCAAACUGGAAGUGCCACUCGAGCAGAAUACGAAUAGUGAAAUGUGGAUCCGCUGCGAUAGCGAAGACCAGUACGCAAAAUGGAUGGCCGCCUGCCGGUUGGCGUCGAAGGGACGCUCUCUGGCGGAUAGUUCGUACGACAGCGAGGUAUCGAGCAUCAAGUCGUUCCUGAGUAUGCAGAAACCAGCCCAGGUGACGGCGGUUGCGAUCAAUCCAAACAACAUCGAACCGAACGAAUACCUUUCGCCACGGUAUGUCAAGAAGUUGAAAAACAAAUCCGUCAUACGAAUGCUUGAGGCACACGCCAACGUUAAAGAUCUCGGGCUGGUCGAUGCCAAGCUGAAUUAUAUUAGGGCCUGGCAAAGCUUACCGGACUUUGGGGUUACGCUGUUCGUAAUCAAAUUUGACGGACACAAGAAAGAGGAGCUGCUCGGUGUGGCUAGCAAUCGCAUCAUGAAGAUGGACAUCAAUACCGGCGAUCAUCUGAAGACCUGGCGCUACAAUACAAUGAAGGCAUGGAACGUGAACUGGGAAAUCAAAUGCAUGAUGAUUCAACUCCAGGGCGAGAGUGUCAUAUUUUCUUCGCUGUCCGCCGACUGCAAGGUUAUACACGAGUUCAUCGGCGGCUACAUCUUCAUGUCAAUGCGAUCGAAAGAAACGAAUCAAACGCUUAACGAAGAACUGUUCCACAAGCUGACGGGGGGUUGGAAUUGAAACCGUCGACGUGGGAGGGGUUGAAUGAAAAUGUUAUAUUUGUUUUUUUAUUGCCACAGUGACUUAAUUCCUAUUCGGGCUGGAAAUGGUACACUGUGUUGUGUGUAAAUAGUAAAUUUAUAAAAUUUCACAGCUAAAUUUUGCUGCGUAACGUAAACAGUAAACAAAGUAGCAAUACAAUCUUUAUGAAAAACAAACGGAAUAGUUUAUAACAAUAGAUCAAAAUAGGUGUGCUGCUAAUAGUUUAUUGCUGUCACCUAUUUAUUUUUCGUCAAGACAAUCGACAAUUCUGGAUGGAAACAAAACGCACAUGUUAACACAUGCAAUAACAUUUGUUCUAACGCUUCGAAACGCCAAUCAAAAUGCCAAAAGUGUCUUCUGUAGCUUUCUUGCGAUGAAGAAAGGUAGCAGUUUAGGUGUCUUGCAGUUAAAUGUUUUUAUUCUCUUUACUAUGAUAUCAAGAGUAAUUGAUAGUUGGUUACAUAUUAGAAAACUGCCGCACAGCAGUUUUUAAGCACAACGCGGAAAAGUCUCCUACUUAUUCGUGGCUAGAGACAUUGGUAAAUUGAGUUUAAAUUAAGUUUUGAAGAGGAGAGAUGAUGUUUUAACAAACGAACUGUUCACAUCCGAUUAUACCCCGAUGAGAAGAUUUUUUGGGCUACCCAAAGCAAAUAUAUCCUAACACAACUCCUAGAGAACUUAACAGCUACAUGUAACAAACUGUGUAUAAUAUACGUUGAUUUAAAUUAUACUAAACUGUCCUUUCAAUAAAAUUUCUUU
Molecule: messenger RNA, 3451 nt
Organism: Sabethes cyaneus
Lineage: Eukaryota; Metazoa; Arthropoda; Insecta; Diptera; Culicidae
Gene: Fit1
Product: unc-112-related protein
Exons: 6
Coding region: 533-2671 (712 amino acids)
Biological process (GO): cell-matrix adhesion; integrin-mediated signaling pathway
Cellular component (GO): cell-substrate junction
Molecular function (GO): integrin binding
Source: RefSeq, a predicted model, not a curated record